Messenger RNA from Tilletiaria anomala UBC 951, 2189 nucleotides. RefSeq names its product thiamine diphosphate-binding protein. Lineage: Eukaryota; Fungi; Basidiomycota; Exobasidiomycetes; Georgefischeriales; Tilletiariaceae. The coding region runs from base 129 to 2075 and encodes 648 amino acids. Gene Ontology annotation, molecular function: catalytic activity. The record is from RefSeq and is a predicted model, not a curated record. The transcript is spliced from 5 exons.
CGAUCCCGAGCAUUCUCUUCUGGUCCGUACACUGUGCUGUGCUUGCUCAUUCGCAUUGUACGUCAACGUCGCAGCAGCAUACACUCUCCCGCGAUCCAAUACCCACCCCAAUCUAUUAGAAAUUCAAGAUGGGUUUCCAACUUAAGGAUUAUGACUUCAAGAAGUUCCCGGUCCCGCUUGACAAGUACAAGCCGGUCCCGCUGUCGCUCCAGGACAAGAGUCUGAGCGCCGAGCAGAAGGAGAGCUUGCAGAACAACAUCAACUUGCUCCGUGAUGCCAUCGUCUUCUUCACUGCUAGCGGUGCCGCCAGGGGUGUGUCUGGCCACACUGGGGGUCCGUACGACACUGUCCCAGAGGUAGCUAUCCUGCUUUCCCUCUUCGCAGGUGCCGAUGGCGACAAGUUCGUUCAAGUCCUGUACGACGAGUCAGGCCACCGCGUUGCCACCCAGUACCUGCUCUCUGUCCUCGAGGGCAGCCUACCAGCACACGACCUUCUCUACUACCGUGCGGCCAACUCUAAGCUUCCCGGUCACCCGGAGCUCGGCCUGACUGCCGGUGUCAAGUUCAGCUCGGGCCGUCUCGGUCACGUGUGGCCCAUGGUCAACGGUGUUGCGUUUGGCAACAAGGACAAGAUUACUCUCAUGUUGGGCUCCGACGGAUCUCAGCAGGAGGGUGACGACGCCGAGGCUGCCCGUCUGGCCGUCGCUCAGAACCUUAACGUCAAGCUGUUCAUUGAUGACAACGACGUGACUAUUGCCGGCCACCCGUCCGAGUACUUUAAGGGCUUCGAUGUCGGUCGCACCCUCGAGGGCCAUGGGCUCAAGGUCAUUCACGCCGAUGGCGAGAACCUCGACAGCCUGUACCCUGCCAUGAUCUCGGCGCUCAACGAGACUGGCCCCGUCGCCGUCAUUAUCAAGCGCAAGAUGUGCCCGGGCAUCGAGGGCCUUGAGGGUUCCAACCACGGCCACGACGUCAUCCCCGUCGACAAGGCUAUCAAGUACCUCACCUCCAAGGGCCACAACGAUGCCGUCGCUGUCCUGCAGUCCAUCAAGCCCACCAAGGACACGUACGAGUUCAUCGGUUGCACUAAGGACCGCGGCGCGAACCGUGUGGUCUUUGGCGAGGCUGUCGCCGCCGUCCUCGACAAGAGCUCCAAGGAGGAGAACGCCAAGAAGGUGCUGUGCAUCGACUCGGACCUCGAGGGCUCAACCGGCCUGAAGGUGAUUCACCAGAAGCACCCCGAAGUCUUUGUCGGCAGUGGCAUCUGCGAGCGCGGCAACUUUGCCGCCGCCGCCGGUUUUGGCUCGUUCCUCAAGAAGGGCGAGUACCGGACUGGUAUUUUCUCCACCUUCAGCGCCUUCCUCGAGAUGUGCGUUUCGGAGAUCACCAUGGCCCGUCUGAACUUUGCCAACGUUCUAUGCCACUUCUCGCACUCCGGUGUUGACGAGAUGGCCGACAACACCUGCCAUUUCGGUGUCAACACCUUCUUCGCGGACAAUGGUCUGGAGGACAGUUUCACCACCCGCCUCUACUUCCCGGCUGACCCGACACAGAUGACCGCAUGCAUCAACAAGGUCCUCUACGACGAAGGUCUCCGAUUCGUCUUUUCGACCCGUUCCAAGGUCCCCUGGGUGCUUAAGGAGGGUACCCAGGAGCCCUUCUACGGCGAGGGAUACACCUUCACCCCGGGCAAGGACGACAUCAUCCGCAAGGGCACCAAGGGCUAUGUCGUCAGCUUUGGCGACAUGCUCUACCGCUCUGCGUCGGCGAUCGACACGCUGCGGAAGCAGGGCCUCGAUGUGGGCCUUGUCAACAAGUCGACGCUCAACAUUGUCGACGAGGAUGUGCUUAAAGAGAUCGGCCAGACUGGCUUUGUCAUCGUCGUCGAGUCGCUCAACGAGAAGACCGGCCUCGGAUCUAAGUUCGGCACGUGGCUCCUGCAGCGCGGCUUCACGCCCAAGUUCGCCACGAUGGGCGUCUCCAAGGAGGGCUGCGGUGGUCUCUUCGAGCAAAUCCCAUACCAGGGUCUCUCGCCUGACCACAUUGCUGCUAAGAUCAAGGAGCUUGCUGCUUGAGGGAAACCGAUGUGCGCAAGACGAACGCUGCUCCGCCCCCGCGAUCAAAUACAUUCGCACAUCCUUGUAUUGUACUCAUAGAUUCUUCGACUUCGUCAUCGAGUUUUUCUUCCA